Molecule: messenger RNA, 3665 nt
Organism: Lytechinus pictus (painted urchin)
Lineage: Eukaryota; Metazoa; Echinodermata; Echinoidea; Temnopleuroida; Toxopneustidae
Product: ubiquitin recognition factor in ER-associated degradation protein 1-like
Exons: 12
Coding region: 144-1070 (308 amino acids)
Cellular component (GO): VCP-NPL4-UFD1 AAA ATPase complex
Molecular function (GO): polyubiquitin modification-dependent protein binding
Source: RefSeq, a predicted model, not a curated record
UUCUACGUCAAGGAACAACAACACAUCAUCAACAUCAUUCAUCCAGAUCCAGUCAAUUACCCUUUGCAUUGAUAAUCAAACAUUGAUAAUCAAACUUUGACUAUCAAGUUCUGUCGAGGAGAAAAGAGUGUAUAUUUGGCACAAUGUUUGGAUUCAACUCAUUUGCCUCAUUUCCUAACCAGUUCAAGACACAAUACAGAUGUUUUUCUGUAUCUAUGCUGUCAGGGACAUACAGAGAAGAUGUAGAAAGAGGAGGAAAAAUUAUAAUGCCACCAUCUGCCCUUGACACUUUGUCACGGCUUCACAUUGAAUACCCAAUGCUAUUCAAGCUCACAAACAAGAAAGCAAACAGGACAACACAUUGUGGAGUCUUAGAGUUUGUAGCAGACGAAGGCAAAGUAUAUCUCCCAUACUGGAUGAUGCAGAACUUAUUACUUGAUCAGGGUGAUUUAUUAAACAUCCAAGUAGAAGCCAAUGGUUUGUCUGUGGCAACGUAUUCAAAAUUUCAACCUCAGUCAGUUGACUUCCUUGAUAUAUCAAAUCCCAAGGCGGUUCUUGAGAACAUCUUACGAGGAUUUGCUUGUCUGACCAAAGGUGAUAUGGUGGCUAUCAAAUAUAAUGAUAAGAUCUAUGAGCUAGAAGUUCUUGAAACUAAGCCCAGUGAUGCUGUAUCAAUCAUUGAAUGUGAUAUGAGUGUUGAGUUUGCACAACCGGUUGAUUAUGUUGAACCUCAAAUACCAAAAGCAAGGGAACACCAACAAGAGGAAAUGCAAGUAGACAACACAGAUUAUUCACAGUACAUUGAUGCAAGCAAAUUCAGGGCAUUCCAAGGAGAAGGUCACAGGUUAGAUGGCAAGAAGAAGAAUGUAGAAUACAAACCUGUCAUUCCUCCUGAAGAUAUCCCACAGAGAGGCAUCCCAAACUAUGAUUACAAGAAAGGCACUUUGACGUUCAUCAGGAGAAUACGACCUUCUGCAGCUAGCAAUGGGGUAGGCACGGAUGAACCAGACUCAUUUGAAGCUUUCAAGGGAGAUGGGAAGAAGCUACGCACAAAAACAAGAACAAAAUAGAGACUAAACAUCAUACCAUAGUUGUGUAUAUUUAACAUUUUGCCAUGUGGUGUAUCAGAAUGAGACAAACAGUGGUGAUCUGGGGCCCGUCUUGCAAAGAGUUGCGAUUGAUCCGCAACUAUUGACGGCCAGCAACGUCAGAAUCUAUUGUUUUUUUCAAAAUAUUUUCUAGCUAUGAUGUAUAUUCAUGCAUUUAUUGUUUUCUUGAAAAUUCAGUGUGCUUCUCUUUGGUUACAAAGGACAUUGUGCAAAUUUCCUGUAGAAAAAAAUAUGACCCUGGUGGAUUUCCACAGUUACGAUUUAUUGGAUUAAUCGUAACUCUUUGUAAGACAGGCCCCUGGUAUCAUGCAUGUAUCAUACUGUAAACAAAACAAUUGACCAGAGAUCUGCGCCCCAUAACACAAAGGUUAAGCGAUUGAUCGCUCAUUUGAAAGAACAAUUCUGAUUGGUUCCUUGUCAGACUACUGAGCAAAAUGCACAUGCAACAAUGAUCCUGAUAGGCCAUUUCAUUUUGCGAUUAAUCGCUAACCUUUGUUUUACAGGGCCCUGGACCCUGUAUCACAGAGAUGUAAUUGAUUGUUAUUUCACAUGGUCUUGAUAUAACAAGGGGAAACCUCUAGCCUAGGUUCUUCACUUUCAAAUGUCAUGUAAUAGAAUCCUUAUGUUACAAUGUCAUAUGAAUGGUUCCUAUUCCCACUGAAAUAACAAUUUGACCAUACAGCCAGACUAGGCAGCCCUCUUCUGUGUUCUUUGAAUCUUUGUCGCCUUCAAUUAAAAAUUCACCCGUUCUUUAAAAUUGCAGAUUUUGUGUGUCCCAAGAACUAUCCUCAUAUAAAUAUUUCAAAUGUAUAUUGUCUGUGAGUCCAGGGGGCCGUUUCAUAAGGCUGUUUGUAAGUUACGAGUGACUUUGACAACGACUGGUGAUCCUUUCUUGUGGUAAAUGAUAUUCACCAUUAAAUGUUCAUUGGUUAUUAUUUAGCAUGUAAGAAAUGUUCACAAACAGCUUUAUGAUACACCCACCGGGCCAUGUAACAUAAAGGGAUGCAAUUCAAAUUUGCAAUUGAUAGUAACCUUUUGUACACAGUUGACCACAGACUUAUGGUUAUUCUUAAAUGAACAAUUGAUUGUAUUUUUUAUGUUACAAGGUCAUACCCUGCUGGUCCACUUAGGAUCAAACUUAUAUUGUGCAUCAACAUUUUUUUCUUUGGGAUUUGUUUUAAUCUCACUGACCAUGAUUUCAUAAGAUCAUCAUGCAUCAAUGCCCUUUAAUGCUCCUGAAGAUGAUCAUGUCAUGUUCAGCCAGUGCUCGGUCUUAUGACUGAUUUUCAAACAGGAAUUUUUUUUUUUUCACUUCCAUACAGUAUAUAAAUCUGACCCAUUAUACACAAGAUCUUCCUCAUGAUUCAUUUCCGUAUAUGAAAACGUAUAAUGUUCUUCAAUAAUCAUGGCUGGAGUGUUUGUGAAGUGAAAUAGAGAAAGAGCGGCAAGUUUGGGUCAGACAUACAAUAGAUUGAUUAUUUUAUAGAAUUGUCCUUUCCAUUUCAUUAUCCAUUUGAAUAUUAGUACCAUGUUUUGUUAAAAUAUUAUUGUAAGUGAUUCUGUAAGAAACAGUCAACAGAUGAAUCAGCAGAUAUAUAACUUUACAUUUUGCUAUUUAUUAAAACAAAUCUUAUUCUAUCUGACUAAAAGGUAAAAUAUUGCUAACCAGCAAAAGCAUCCUCAUUUCUCACUUAUGGCUGUUUGUACCAGACUGUAUUAUACUUGUCAUCCAUGGACUUUAUUUUUGUGAAGGAUAUAUGUGGGGGGGGGGGGGAGCGGUCAUAUAAUGAUAAUGAAAAGAAACAGAAAUUCUUAUUUAUUUUUGGCUUACUCAUUGUGAACUCCUGCAUGGGCAUGGCUUAUAUACAGAAUUAUUUCAUCUAUUUAUUUAUUUAGUUAAUAGUAUACUGCUUCUUUAUUGAUAAGUGUAUUUUUAUUUCUAUAAUAUAAAAUUCCGGUACAAUUGUAGUAGGCUUCCGGGGGGGGGGGGGGGGUGUUUCAGCAACAAUUGCUUCAACAGAAAAUGUGCACAUUGAGCCAAAAUCUAACUAACCGAACUUCAAACCUAACCCUAAGUCUAAUAUGAAUUCUUUAUAAAACAUCUGUAUAGAAAUUAAUUCAUGAACAAUUUUUAUAAGGGCGUAGGCAAUUAAAUGGCAGGGAACAUAUUUACGAUAAGUUAUUUAAAUAAACUAUCCAAUCACAUUUAUUUUUCAUAACCCUGUUACGUUAUGUCAAGCCAACAUUUCUGUAUUGCACAAGAUAUUGUCCCUGAUUUCCCUGUCAUGAGUCAAUGACAGCAUGGUCCCCCCCCCCUCCCCACUUUCAAAACUUUUCUACAGCCCCUGAUGAUAUAGAUAAUUGAGAAUCCAUUCAUAUUACACUUAGUAUUGUCAAAUUAACAGGUCUUAACAUCUUAGUCUUUAAAGCAAUAUACUUCACCAUAUUCAAAGAAGAUUUAUAAACGGUGCAGAUAUGAUUUCUGCCAUGUUAAUGUAUUUGUUUUGUAGAAUACAUGUAAAUGUUUAUGAUAAUUAUAUAUGAAAAUAGAAUUAA